CUUUACUGCUCCAGAUCUGGCGACAACAAAGAAUAAUUGACGCCUCAUUACCUCCUUCGAAAAUUUCAGAAGUCUUCAUUCCUUGCCUUUCACCAGCAGGAACCGUUCUGCCCCCUCUGAAGCCUGCACGACAGCCAAGAGAGCCGAUAGCGGCGCUUGUUUACCUCCAAUUCUGAUCACAAUCAUCGAGACUCAAGCACACCUUCCAACCUCCAGUGGGCCCUCAAUACUCCUGUUGUCUCUCUGACCUCCUCUACCAGCCAUGUCGAACACGGACUUCCUAGGUCGAGCGAUCGACACGGUCAAAAAAGCCAUCGAACAAGACACGGCAGGCGCCUACGAGCAAGCCUACCAACAGUACUAUGCGGCACUAGAACUAUUCAUGCUUGCCCUGAAAUGGGAGAAGAACCCAAAAUCUAAAGAGAUGAUCCGCUCAAAAGCAGCAGAAUACAUGGACCGAGCAGAGAAACUAAAAGCGCACAUCCAAGCCAACGACUCGAGUAAUCGCAAGAAACCCGCGGCAAUGGGCGUGAACGGGAAAGCGGUCAACGGCGCCGGCAAAGGCGAAGCAGGCGACAAAGACGAAGAAGAUGCAGACAGCAAGAAACUACGAGGUCAAUUGACUGGUGCGAUCUUGACGGACAAACCGAACGUGAAAUGGGAAGACGUUGCCGGACUAGACGCGGCGAAAGAAGCACUCAAAGAGGCGGUCAUCUUACCCAUCAAAUUCCCACACCUGUUCCAAGGCAAGCGACAGCCGUGGAAGGGGAUAUUACUUUAUGGCCCGCCUGGUACAGGUAAAUCAUACCUCGCCAAAGCUGUGGCCACGGAGGCGAACAGCACUUUCUUCAGCGUCAGCUCUUCCGAUCUCGUCAGCAAAUGGAUGGGUGAGUCAGAACGAUUGGUCAAGCAGUUGUUCAACAUGGCGAGAGAGAACAAGCCUGCGAUUAUAUUCAUCGACGAAGUAGACGCUCUUUGCGGGCCAAGAGGCGAAGGCGAGUCCGAAGCUUCAAGGCGUAUCAAGACAGAACUGCUCGUGCAGAUGGACGGUGUCGGCAAGGAUUCAAAGGGCGUUUUGAUUCUCGGCGCCACAAACAUCCCCUGGCAACUGGACGCUGCCAUCCGACGGCGUUUCCAACGGAGAGUGCACAUUUCUCUUCCCGAUAAGCCCGCGCGAAUGCGCAUGUUUGAGCUCGCGGUCGGAGACACGAAAUGCGAAAUGACCCAACAAGAUUAUAAGACGCUAGCUGAUUUGAGCGAGGGUUACUCGGGAAGUGAUAUCAGUAUUGCCGUCCAAGAUGCGCUGAUGCAACCGGUCAGGAAGAUCCAGACGGCAACACAUUAUAAAAAGGUCAAUGUAGACGGCGUCGAAAAAUUGACGCCCUGCUCGCCCGGCGACGUAGGGGCCAUGGAAAUGACCUGGGUGGAUAUUGAAUCCGAGCAACUUCUAGAACCACCCCUGACCGUCAAGGAUUUCAUUCGCGCCAUCAAGGCCUCGAGGCCGACAGUCUCUGGUGACGAUCUAAAAAAGAAUGCGGACUGGACGGCCGAAUUCGGCAGUGAGGGUGCAUAGUUCCAGAUAUCUUCAGAUCGAUUUUCGCCCACGAGUUUUUGACUUGGCCGAGAAGGGGAGUGAGAGCCAGCGCGGCAGUGGCAGUGGGGAGACAAUCUGUUGUGUUGCGUGUGUGUCAUCCGGGCAAGUGUUUAUGAGAGCAUGAGCAAAGGCGUUUUCUCUGGCGUUUCUCUCUCCUUUUUGUCGGUGGAAUGAUCUGCGCUUCAGCCUGUCUGGGAAUCGGAUUGGAUUUGCUUUGCAAAAUGAGUUACUGUGUCCAAAGUAAAUCGGCCGGCGGUCUUUUGGCCACGCAGAAUCCAGUAUUGGGCCCUGGUCUGGGUAGGGUUGAUUGAUGGGACAAACAGAUGGAUGAGAAGGAUACAUGGAAUGAAUGGCUUACAUACUACAUACUCUUCCAUGGCAGGCCUAGAAAAGAAAGAUUCUACAAUUGGCAGAUGGAAAAUGAAUUCUCAAACAAAUCAACA
This is a messenger RNA of Exophiala xenobiotica, 2037 nucleotides long. RefSeq lists its product as uncharacterized. The record is from RefSeq and is a predicted model, not a curated record. The transcript is spliced from 2 exons. Gene Ontology annotation, molecular function: ATP hydrolysis activity; ATP binding. Gene Ontology annotation, biological process: endosomal transport; vacuole organization. Bases 263 to 1573 code for a protein of 436 amino acids. NCBI's taxonomy places the organism in Eukaryota, Fungi, Ascomycota, Eurotiomycetes, Chaetothyriales, Herpotrichiellaceae.